Molecule: messenger RNA, 840 nt
Organism: Maudiozyma barnettii
Lineage: Eukaryota; Fungi; Ascomycota; Saccharomycetes; Saccharomycetales; Saccharomycetaceae
Gene: YSA1
Product: ADP-ribose diphosphatase
Exons: 1
Coding region: 1-840 (279 amino acids)
Biological process (GO): nucleoside phosphate metabolic process; ribose phosphate metabolic process
Cellular component (GO): nucleus; cytosol
Molecular function (GO): ADP-ribose diphosphatase activity
Source: RefSeq, a predicted model, not a curated record
AUGAACAGAUUUUGUUUGGAACAAGGGGAUACACACAGAGUAUAUUAUCUAUUUACUCAUUCCAGCUUUAAUAUUAUUAUUUUACUAGUUUAUAAAAGGUAUGUGUUUUGCAAAUACGUUAAUGUAGUUUGUUCCAUGUCAUUACUUAAAAACUGUUUAUUUUCUGUUUGCAAGAGGACGAUCAUAUCAAGAAAUUAUAUAAGGAUGACUGCUACUAAAUGUUCUCCAGAGAAGGCUAAACUUAUCUCAUCUACACCUGUGAGCAACUCAGAUGAUUGCAAAUGGAUUGGGUUAGAGAAAAUGGUAUACAGCGACCCUAAUGGUGUGAAGAGAGAAUGGGACUGUGCUGUUCGUAAGACCAGAAAUUCUGGUGGUGUUGAUGGUAUUGGUAUGCUAACUAUUAUGAAAUACAAGGACGGUACUCCAGACCAAGUCUUAUUGCAGAAACAAUUCAGACCUCCCGUGGAUGGUGUAUGUAUCGAAGUUCCAGCAGGUCUUGUUGAUGCCAAUGAAUCCUUGGAGACAGCUGCAUUACGUGAAUUAAAGGAAGAAACAGGUUACGUUGGGAAGAUCACAGGUAAGAGUCCAAUUAUCUUCAACGAUCCUGGUUUCACCAAUACGAAUAUGUCAUUAAUGACAGUUGAAGUUGAUAUGUCUUUACCUGAGAAUCAAAGCCCACAAACUCAAUUGGAAGAAAAUGAAUUUAUUGAAUGCUUCCAAGUACCUUUUGCCAGUUUGAACGAUGAAUUGGAAAAACUGUAUAAACAAGGUUAUAGACUUGAUGCCCGUUUACAGAAUGUUGCUCAUGGUAUUGAGAUUGCCAGAACGUAUGGGUUAUAA